UAACGUCAGCUGAUAACUUCAUUACUUAUGUAAACACACACACUCACAUAUAUAUAAACACAUUUAAACUGGGCAUUUUUUAGUCAUUAAGAACUCUUUGCAGAACCUGGGAGAAGUAAAAAAAGGCAUUUAAGCCAGUUUGAAGAAUAUCUAAGUGGACAAAUGGGAUUAAACAACAUGAGUCCAUUCCUUGCGUUAAUCAUAACCUUUGGAAUAAUAGGAAAAGUGCACUCACAAUGUACUCGUCCUUGUAAUUAUGAUGAAGUUUGUACAAACUUUACCUCAGACUCAUCAACAUUGUAUUACUGUGACUGCAACCCAGAACUCUAUGAUAAUCCAGACUAUGCAGCAUUACUCAAUAACAUUCCAGUCUCCUGUGGUCCACAACAAUUUUCUGUUGAUAUCACAUCGUGCUUAGGACGUUCUAUGUCUCAAGCAAAUUUUCUUUUGCCAGAUGAAAACCAAGCAGAAAAUCCUUGCUUUUAUGCAACGUACUCACCACAACCUGGCACAGCAACAUUCGUAUACAAUUUCACUUCAGGAAGCAGCAGCAGCUGUAAUCCAGCACUUUCAGUGAAUGCUACUCAUGCAGCCUUCAGUGUUCCAGUCUGGUUUAAAGUUAAUACAACAAAUCAAGUGGUUAUUCUUUAUAAUGACAUAAUGGCGAACUACACAUGUGCUUAUCCACUGAAUAUGAACACAAGCCUUGACUUUGGCGUGAAUCCAUUUCUAAGUACCAGCAAUUUAACUGUUGCAGGCGUUGGAACAUAUACUACAGUGUUGCAGCUGUGUAAGAACUCUAACUGCACAGAAACUUAUAAACCCAGUGAUAUGCCGCUAUAUGUACGAGUUGAAAGUAUUUUGUACUUCAAAGCAACUGUAUUUGGUCCUGAUCCCUCAAAGUUUUCUCUGAAGAUACAGACAUGCUAUGCUACUCCAACAAAUAACUCAAAUGAUCUAACACAAUACCCCCUUAUCCAAAACGGCUGUCCAGUAGCUCCUGGAGUCAUUUUGUAUAUAGAUGGGAAUUCCACUACAGUUGAAUAUUCCAUGCGUAUGAUCAAGUUUGGGGACUCUCCAAAUGUUUUCAUCUAUGCACGCUUUAUCCUUUGUUUAGGAACAUGUACUCCAUCAUGUCGAUCCAGAGAUGGUCAACAACCUAAUAUUCUAGGCCGUACUGAUAUAAGUUCAGGGCCUUUUAAGGUGGACGCUGGAGGUUCAAUCGGUGAAACUGUCUCUACAGGUGGAAAUGUGUCUACAGGUGGAAAUGGUUCUUCAGCAUCUUUUGCCACCUCAUGGAUAAUAAAGGUGAUCCCACUUCUGGCAAUGCUACUAAUAAAAUCAAUGUAACAGCUGAAGGAUUAUGGGACAUGUUAAUGUCAAAACGUUCUACUCUUCGUUUUUCGCGUCAAAAUAAACUUAUGUUGCUUAUGGUUCUGUAAAGAUUCAAUUUCCGACUCUGGCUAUCAGUGCAUUCAUCAUAAUGUUACAGGUCAUGAAAAUCAAGUAACUUGAAGAUGCAUGUUAUAGCACAAUACUGACACUAAACAGUACGUAUCUUCUUAAGCCUUAGAACAAGUAGAACCACUAAGUGCUAUUUAUUCUUAAAAUAUUAACUUAUUGUCUAAUUAUUUUAUCUAAUGAUAAUCAAAUCCAAUUUGCUGCUGUGCCAUUCUCACAUUACAGACCUGUGUGCAUUACAUGAAGUCGGUGUUAGUUGUUUGCCUUGGGUUCAGUGAGUUGGAUUGUCUUUCUGAAGGAGCUAGAAAUACAUUCUUAAAUUGAUGACAUAUGUAUGCUUAAGCCAGCAGGCCACCUUUGAAAAAAAUGACAUGAAGGAAACUGUUCCUGCAGUUUAUCAGGUUUACACUGAUUAGAUUCACCUGCACUAUUCAUAAUAAUUUGAUAAUAAUGUGUUUUACUAACAACUUGCACUAUAUACUAGCAAAUAACAGCUUGAUGACCUAAAGAACAGUUUGUCUUCUGAUGCAAAGAAAACCAAAACAAAACUGACAGGUAAAUAUUACCAUCUCAUGUCAGCUACUGAAGGCAAAAUUAAUUGUAUAUCUUUUUUAAGUACAACUGAUAAUUUCACUUCUGUAAUUCUUGUUAAUAAAUUAUAUUCCUUCCAA
This is a messenger RNA of Protopterus annectens (West African lungfish), 2132 nucleotides long. RefSeq names its product pancreatic secretory granule membrane major glycoprotein GP2-like. Bases 163 to 1350 code for a protein of 395 amino acids. Lineage: Eukaryota; Metazoa; Chordata; Ceratodontiformes; Protopteridae. The record is from RefSeq and is a predicted model, not a curated record. The transcript has 13 exons. Gene Ontology annotation, cellular component: cell surface.